Molecule: messenger RNA, 318 nt
Organism: Didymodactylos carnosus
Lineage: Eukaryota; Metazoa; Rotifera; Eurotatoria; Philodinida; Philodinidae
Source: the annotation of a GenBank genome assembly
AUGUUGCUCAGUGCUGUGUUUAAAGAUGUUGUGAAUAGUGAUUAUAUUAUUAUUACACAAGCAUUACUUAAAGCAUUAAAGAUUCCAAUCACAAACUCAAAUGCAAUGAAUGAAUGGCGUGAAGCGAUCAAACAAAAGUUCAAAAAUAAACGUCGUCUUCUACAAGAAACAUCAGCAAUUGUCAAAACUAAACAGGAAAAAUUUGGGAAAGGGCAAGGACGUCCUCCGAAGAAAAGUAAAGCAGAAUCGGCUGAACGUAAAAUUGAAAAGCUUAUUUAUGUCGGUGAUUUUAAUGAAUUAAAACCGCUUAUCGGUUAA